AACCCAUCCCCAUCACAAACCACAUGUUCGCGUCCGUAUACCCGUAAAGAAAUUUCAAAAAAAAAAACUUUAAUUUCCACUCCUAUUCUUCCCCGGCGCCGGGGACCACCGCCAGCGCCACCCGCUCGUCCUCCAGCGUCACCCCGGCACCCGCUCGUCCUCCGGCGGCGGCGGAGAUGGCGAGGCACGAGGCGUCGGCGUCCGCGGCCGCGGCUGUGCCGGGCGUGGACUUCCACCUUCCGGACGAGAUCCUGGCCGUGAUCCCCACCGACCCGUACGAGCAGCUGGACGUGGCGCGGAAGAUCACCUCCAUGGCCAUCGCGUCCCGCGUCUCCCGCCUCGAGGCUGACGCCACGCGCCUCCGCCGUGACCUCGCCGACCGCGACCGCGCCGAGGCCGAGCUCCGCGCCCGCCUCGCCGACUCCGACGCGCGCCUGGCUGCCGCUCUCGACGAGAACGCGAAGCUGGCCAAGGAAAGGGACUCGCUCGCCGCGACGACCAAAAAGCUAGCCAGAAAUUUGGCAAAGUUGGAGGCAUUUAAGAAACAAUUGAUGAAAUCGUUGAGUGAAGAUAAUCUAUUGCAACUGUCUGAAACCAGUCAAGAUCACAACGGAGAAGAUAAUUUGACAGCUCGAGUCCCGUCUUGGAAAGAUGAAGUUUCAAGCAGUAACACUUCUUCAGAUACCUCCAGCAGAUCCACAAUGACUGAAUCCGUCCAUGGUGGAGGAUACAAGUUCUCAAUCACAUCAUAUAUGCCUCCAAAAUUAACUCCUGGUUCAACACCUAUGAUUUCGUCCUCUAGUGGUUCUCCCCGAGCUUAUUCAACUGGCCCACCCUCUCCCAAGUUCUUAUCUGGUCCUACUUCUCCUACAAAAACUCGAUCCGAGAGCCAAUUGACAUUUUCAUCAUGGCAAGGAUCAUCAAGUCAUCAGUAUUCAGCACCUACCUCUCCUCCUCAACGCCAUUCGUUCACAGGGCGGCCACGUAUAGAUGGGAAGGAAUUCUUCCGACAAGCACGGACAAGACUUUCUUACGAACAAUUUGGAGCAUUUUUGGCCAAUAUCAAGGAGUUCAAUGCUCAGAAACAAUCACGAGAGGACACCCUGUCAAAAGCAGAAGAGAUUUUUGGAGCAGAACACAAAGACUUGUACAUUUCUUUCCAGAAUAUGCUUAAUCGCAACCAAUCAUGAGAAUUUGUCAGAAGCAGUAUUUUUUGUUAUCUCUAAAUGAAGCAGGGAAGAAUCUGUUGGAAUAAACGAUGCCCUUUCAUAGGUUCUCAAGAUCACAUUGUAGAGAUCUGUAUAGUCCACCUUAAUUUGAGGUGUUCAUUCCCAAUAAUUUGGAGCAGUGACUUAAAAGGAAAAAUCUCAUAACUACCGGAAAUUUGGCCAAACUCAUUCCCUGACAUUCAAGUCUUCCUACUUCUGUUGUAAAAAAAAAAGGGUCUCCCUGCUUGUGUUCUGCUGUAAAUUCGAAUGCAAAUGUCUUGAGCGUUGAGGUGCCUUCCCCAGUUCCUUUUGUAGAAAGCUGUAUAAAACUGUUCUUUGCAGUUCUAACUGCCAAGUGUAUGCGGAAUGGAUAUGAUAACGGAAAAAUUGUUCUGUAAUUCUGUACUGAGAUAUUCGAUGAACUAUGUGAUUGUGAUUUUUUGUUGGGUUA
This is a messenger RNA of Sorghum bicolor (sorghum), 1659 nucleotides long. RefSeq lists its product as uncharacterized. Lineage: Eukaryota; Viridiplantae; Streptophyta; Magnoliopsida; Poales; Poaceae. The transcript has 10 exons. Bases 177 to 1190 code for a protein of 337 amino acids. The record is from RefSeq and is a predicted model, not a curated record.